Molecule: messenger RNA, 5415 nt
Organism: Mya arenaria
Lineage: Eukaryota; Metazoa; Mollusca; Bivalvia; Myida; Myidae
Product: helicase POLQ-like
Exons: 22
Coding region: 127-4380 (1417 amino acids)
Molecular function (GO): nucleic acid binding; ATP binding
Source: RefSeq, a predicted model, not a curated record
GGCAAAAUCAAAAUAAUAAAUAUUAGACAGAGGUUUUAUAAUAAAAUUAUUGAUGUAGCUAAAGACUACAUGCAUACAACAGGUGUCUCCUAUCGUGUGAACUAAGGACCUUUUACUCUUGUUAUCAUGGCGGAUGUUGAGGAAGGCCCAAGUCGACGCUUGCAGAGGGCACGGCGAAGACAAUCUGCUGAACAGAGGCAGGAUGAACAGGCUAAUACGAAGAAGGCUGGCUGUAAACGCCGCAAACCAUCAGGAACAAAAGUAGAAGAGGACUCAAGUGAGUGGUUUGCCAAUUCCUUCCAGUCCAGCAGGCAUACACUUGGUCCUCAGAAAAAACAUGGUGUUAAUCAAUCUACAACACCAAAGGCCAAAAGACGCAAGUCCUAUGCUCUACAAGAUGAAGACCUGUUCAACACAAGUGAUGCUCUUCUGGCAGAUCUUGACAUUGAUUCCAUAACUAGCCAGCAUAUCUCUCAAAUCAAAACACAGGGACAGAACAGUGGUAAAGAAAAUAAUGACUCUGAACACAUAGGAGGUGUUGAAGCAGAGUUGAAGAAAGCUUUGAAUAAUAAGGUCAGCAAUGGUGAAAUUUUACAAGAUUCGACCAUUGACUCUCAGAGCCAGUAUUUUGUCACAAACCCCAGAUUUAGGAGCUAUAAAGCCACUCAGCCUUUGGAUAGGAAAAAAGUUACAGUGGACAAUAGUCAGACUCAGAUUUCAAGAAAGCCAAAUGAUGAAUCAACGUUUAGCUUUUCAUUUGUUGGAGAGGACACUGUCUGUGAUACAACAGUUCUCUCAGACUACACCCAAACUCAGAAGUGUUCUGUGUGUCAAAAAUCUCAAGGUGUAUGCAUAUGCACAAGAAAGUCUCAAAUUGUUCAGCAAAAUGGGACUGAAAUGAAGCCGGCAUUCAGAUGUACUCCAUAUUUCAAAACUGAUGAUUUAUCCGUGUCCAUUGUGCAAACACAAGAUCUUUCGUCAACCCAAUUGGAAAAUGAUACCAGUGCUAGUCAAAUCAUAUUGACAGCAGUUGAUACAACUCAACUAAAAGACAAAGAAGGUUUUCAUUAUAGGUGUACACCUUUUAAAAAGCCUUCAAACCCCGAAAACACACAGUCACAAAAUGUACAAACUCAGUAUGAUUUAGUAUCAGGGACUCAGUAUAACUCAAUCCUUCAGAGUCAAUCUCAGUAUCCGGGGAGUUUAAUAUCAGGUGCCCCUAGAGGGACUGGUACCCAGUUUGUAGAUUCCCAGGUACAAGAAACCGGCCUUUGUAGUAUGACUGGUGUAUUUGUAGAAUCACAAGUUGAGAAUGAUGAUGGUGCCGCUAAUACUUCUGGUGAUAUGUUUGAAGACAUUGUCUGUGAUAAUGAUGGUUUGAACUCUAAUGCCGUACAAAGAACUGGCCAUUCAAAGGAGAAGACAAAAGCUGAUAUAUGUUCUCAAGAAAUAUCUAGCUAUACACAAAGUCUAAAAUGUGAUAUAUCUCAAAAUGAUCCAACAGGAGAUACAUCUAAAUCAAAAGAGUUAUAUUCUGGUCAAAGUGGCUCUAAAUCAUCACAUGAAUUUAAAGAUGUGAAGAACACUGCAAUUAACAAAGAAUCAGAAAAUAAAGUCAAACAAAGGCAUGUGGAAAGUAUUAAAGAUGUCCAGACACUUGGGAUAAAUUCAGAAAUAAAUGUUAAAAAGACAGCUUUAAAAGAAGCAUCUACAUUGUUGAAUAUACAUGUAGUCCAACCAGCUUUGCCUACAACUCCCAAACCGGGUGCUUAUUCCCUGCAGGACAGAAUCAAGAAAAGACUCAUGGAGAAUGCUGGCAAGAGGACUCCACAAGGCCCUGGUGCUUUGGAACACCACCUUAGAGAACAGGUUUUGGAGAAGGUACAGCUAGAGACAGAGUUACUCAAGGAGAGGGCAGCGUCUGAUGUGGGACCCUUCUAUGGUCUGCCAUCAAAAGUGAAACAUUUGUUUGAAAAUCAUCGGGGAAUUACCUCUCUCUAUGAAUGGCAAGAUGAAUGCCUGAAGUUACCUGCCCUUGCUGACCGCCGGAACCUGAUAUACUCCCUGCCCACAAGUGGCGGUAAAACCCUGGUGGCGGAAAUCCUGAUACUCAAAGAGCUGCUGUGUCAUAAACGGGAUGCCCUGCUCAUUCUUCCCUUUGUGUCCAUUGUGCAGGAAAAAGUGCGGAACAUGUCCCAGUUUGCUGUUGAUCUUAACUUCCAUGUUGAAGAGUAUGCAGGGAGCAAAGGUCGAUUUCCACCUAUAAAUAGACGUGCAAAUCGCUCCCUCUACAUAGCAACAAUUGAGAAGGCCCAGUCGAUUGUUAACAGCAUGAUCGAAACAGAUAGAAUGGACAACUUGGGACUAGUUGUGGUUGAUGAGCUGCACAUGUUGGGAGAAGGGGGUAGUCGGGGUUCAACUCUGGAGGCCACCCUACUGAAAAUCCUUCACUCUGCAGGAGGAGGUGCCACACAGGUUAUUGGGAUGAGUGCCACAUUAAGCAACAUAGAGGACAUCACACAGUUCCUGAACGCUGAAAUCUACUCAAACAACUUUAGACCGGUUCAGCUGACUGAGUUUGUGAAGCUAACAGACAACAUCUACAAGGUAGAGCCAAAAGCCCUGGGACCUGAUGACCAAAUUACGCAUGAUCGUGUAGUCAACUUUGAGUACAAGCCGGAGAUGGUGAAGGUAGAUCCGGACCAUCUACUGGGCCUCGUGUUAGAAGUUGUACCACAGAACUCCUGUCUACUAUUCUGUCCUACGAAGAAAAACUGUGAGAAUGUGGCCCUCAUGCUGUGUAAACUCAUGGCAAAAUAUAGAAGGGAGUUGACAGAAGUCCGUCGAGUUGAGCGAAAAGCUCUACUGAAGGAGCUUUACAGUGACUCUGAGGGUCGUAUGUGCCCUACCCUUCAGUACACAAUCCACUACGGAGUGGCUUACCAUCACAGCGGACUUACCACAGAUGAACGCAAGCUCAUAGAGGAGGCAUACAGCGAAGGGAUACUGUGCCUACUGACGUGUACUUCUACACUGGCUGCAGGGGUCAAUCUGCCCGCAAAACGGGUGAUCCUGCGCAGUCCAUAUGUAGGCCAAUCUUUCCUGUCCCGCAGCCAGUACAAGCAGAUGGUAGGUCGGGCAGGAAGGGCCGGCAUUGAUAGCUCAGGGGAAAGCAUUCUGGUCUGUAAAGCGACUGACAAAAAUAAGGUUGUGGAUUUACUGUCCUGUCCAAUAGAGAAGUGUCAUAGCAGUCUUGUUUAUGAUGGUGGUCGAGGUAUACGAUCACUUCUCCUUUCUACCAUUGGGCUCAAGGUUACAACAACAACAGAAGACGUCUUUCGCUUCACAAACCGCUCUCUGGCUCAUAUACAACAGUCUGCACUGAAUGUUUCCAUGGCAACACUAUGCCAGGAGUCCCUACAGAAACUCAUCGAUUCUGGACUGGUUUUACAAACCAAGUCUCUGUCAGAGGAGCCAGAAAAGGGUGAAUCUGUGAUACACAGUCUAGAGGUCACACCGCUUGGAAAGGCUACUUUCAAAGGCCCUAUAGAUCCUGACUUUGCUGGGCUGCUGUAUGCGGACCUUAAACAAGCAGAAGAGUCAAUAGUCCUGUCCACACAUCUACACUUACUGUACCUAGUCACUCCAUAUGAUGUUGUCACUACUAUGAACCCAUCAUGGCAUAUAUACUUCAACCAGUAUGGAACAUUUGACCAAUCGGAGCUGAAAGUUGCCAGUUUGAUAGGAGUCCCUGAGUCAUACGUCGCUAAACGAGCAGCGAUGCAGAAAUCCAGACUGAAAGUGAAUGAAUUUGUUGUCAAGAGAUUCUACCUUACAUUGAUGUUGUACGACCUUUGGCGGGAAAAGUCUGUUUGGGAGGUGGCAGAAAAGUUCGAACAACCUAGGGGAUUUAUACAGAACCUCCUGUCCGGGGCCGCUAGCUUCGCCAGCUGUGUGGCACAUUUCUGUCAGGAACUGGAAGAAUUCUGGGCGUACAAGGACUUGCUUGGAAACUUUGUGCGCCGCCUGUCAUACUGUGUCACAGCCGAGCUUAUUCCACUCAUGGAGAUCCCCGGGGUCAAACUGGGUAGAGCUAGGCUGAUGUUUGCUGCGGGAUACAAGACCCUGAGCUCAGUGGCUGCUGCCAAGCCUGAAGACCUGGUCAAGGCAGUGCAAUACAUGCCUCGCAAAGUGGCAAAACAGAUUGUGGCUUCUUCUCAGCUGGUGCUGAGUGAGAAGAAAGAUGCCAUGAUGGAGGAGGUUGAUGCGUUAGUUUCUGUGCCAAAGGGAGUGGAGCCCACCGUUACCAUGGCGACCAUUCCAACACCAGCCCCUGUCACCCCAGCACCUGACUCACAGGCUUCAGACAUUGAUGGAUAGUAUUAGGCAUUGAUGUAAUAAGAUGGAAAAAGAUUUCCAUUGUUUCUAUAUUUUUGAAAUUUUCUUCUCUUUUUUGCUGCAUUUUUGAAAGGCCUCUCACUAUUUCUCAUCUGUUGUCAAAACCUAUUAUUCCUACUUUUUAGUGAACAAAAGCUUUUUGAUAGAUCAGUUCUAAUUCUUCAUUUGUUAAUUUUGUUGACCAAUUACCUUGUGAAGCAAACAGCUGUGCACGAGUUAUUUGAAACAAUGCUUAUCUGAAGUAGCCUGACUUGACUAUUUUUUUUAGACUUUAGACUGGAUACAGAGCUUAGUUUAUUCGCAGCUUUAUUAAAAAUUUAUAAAAAGUUAUUAAAAAUGCAUACUCAGAUGAUUUUUUUAAAACAAACAUACUUAAACUGUUGUAAAAAUCCUUAUUUUCUUACUUUUUCGUAGUGCAAAAUUCCACUUUCUCAUAUUUUGUCAAAAGGGGCUCCUACUUUGUUCUAUGGGAUAGUUGUGGAAAGCCUGUGGAACAUAUUCACUAACAUCCUGAGUCUGAGUUUUAGACUGAGACUCAGAAUACUGAUUUCUUAAAUGAUUUAAAGUAUCCAUCAUAUAAUAUUUACACCUCAACUUCCAUUCCUUAAAUGAACUGCCUUUGGCAAUUGCGUUUAUCAAUCGAUGAACUCAACAUCUUCGGAUAUGUUCGGAAUCGUAAUUCAUCGCAUAACAAUAUACAUGGAAUUGUUGAUCUUGUUAUUGUUUGUAUUGUGUCAGAAGGUCCCGUAAAAUAUAAAUCAACAUUUUAGAAAGUGUAAAUUUAUGAUAUCUUAAAUGUAUUGUUGCCAUAAGUGUUUCAAUUUGACGUUUAAAAGUGUUUUCAAAUGGUUGACAUUUUCCCGCGUUAUUGUGACGUCAUUUGAAAAAAUGUUUCCUGUUACAGUCGAGUUGUUUUAUUUACAGAAUGGGUAAGAAAGGAUUACUGAAAGGUUUUCUUAAAUGAAAUAAAGUUUUUUUUUACAUUUCUUGAAUGAAAUAAUGAACUAUUGGUGUAAA